UCCAAGCGUGCGGACGUGUUUGCAUCGUAGCGCUCUGCUAAAGCAUAAUAGUCUUACGGAAAUUACCAUUUUCACUGUAUCCUAGAAUUGCACUCAGUAAAAGUGCGAAAUCACGUGCAGAAGCGACGAGUUGUGUAGGAAAUCCCACUAGAAAAGUGCAGUUCCCAUCCUAGAAGUAAUUUCUCGCGUUUCGACGACUCCAGCAAAAAACAAAAUGGUCGACAAAAUUGAGAUGAGCCUUGAUGAUAUCAUCAAGUCGCAAAAAUCUAACCGUCCCCGCGGCGGAGGCCGUGGAGCCGGCCGUACGAAUCGCCGUGGAGGCGGAAAUGCCGCCGGUGCCGGAAGCAGCCGCAACGGUUUCCGCGCGGGCCAGCGCAACGGUGGAGCUAGCGGAGGCGGCGGAGUCCUGAAGGGACGCGGUCGAGGCGGAAUUUCCCGAGCACGCUACGGGCGGGGCGACGUGAACAGCGCAUGGAAACAUGAUAUGUACGAGGGACCUCGCAAGAACCGUCUGUUGACGGCCGGCGGUUUGGGCGGAGCCGUUGGAGGAGUGCCCGGCGGAACCUCGAAGCUGAUGGUGUCGAAUCUGGAUUUUGGAGUUUCGGAGACGGACAUCAACGAGCUGUUUGCAGAGUUUGGACCGCUUAAGAGCGCCUCAGUACACUACGAUCGUUCAGGACGAUCAUUGGGAACGGCGGAUGUUAUCUUCGAAAGACGUUCGGAUGCAAUCAAAGCCAUGAAGCAAUACAACGGAGUACCUCUGGACGGGCGGCCGAUGAGCAUUCAGAUGGCGACCUCGGAAAUUCCUGCUCCUCGUAUACCACGUCCUGCGGCGCUGUCAAUGGCCGCCCGUUCCCCACGAAAACCGACCGUUGGUCGAGGCGGUGGUAAGCCAACAACCCGCGGUGGUCGCGGUGGCAACUCGAGCCGAGGCCGUCAACCACGCGAGACUAAAACCGCCGAGGAGCUGGAUGCCGAACUGGAUGCGUACACCAAAGACAUGAAGUAAAACGUAGCCACGAAGCUUCAUUUUUCGUGUUCCCGCUGUGGCGAGCAUCCUGUUGUCACUUAGCUAUCAUCGAGUGAUUUGCUGGUAAACGACGCAGUAGCGGCAUUCAUCUUGCCUCUUUCCGGAAUUUGUGAAAGGGCAAAUCUAUUACUCACGGACGAACGGUGGAGCUCCGUUUUAUUUGACAUAAAUUUAGUUUCAUUCUAACAACUAAACACACCUUGUAAAUAGCGUAUAGUAGUGAGAGCGCUCAAUGAGUCAACGCCAGACACAACUACACGGCUCAAACAGUGCAUAGCAGCACUUUCGAUUCGGCACUCGGUAGAAGAUAGACAGAUCAGGCGAUAGUUCAUUUCGUAGACAAACGCGAUAAGCACUAAAGCAACGUUCUUGCAGUUAAGUCAAAUGCGACUUACGGUGUGCGGAACAAACAAAUGCGUGUUGCUUUGAGUUUGUGUACAAAAGAUCCCCACGAAACACGGUAUCAUUACGGUGGGUGAGAGUAAUUAAGCAACUCAAAUGCCCCCGAGUACGGGCAUAACGGACAUUCAACAUCGUCAAAGGAUCAUCCUGGUUUCUAUGGACUAGUUAGUUAAGUUUGAUUCAAGUUAUUUUUCCUUCAAAAUACCGACAACUUACCAUCAAUUGAUAAUCUUUAGUUUUGCUAAGCUAGUUAAAUUGUAUUGAAAACAAAAGACAACAUUGAUCGGUGCAAGUAUAAAAAUCGAAUGAGCGAACGGAAACUUCGCCACAGGACACAUCUGUGCGGAUUUUUCUCGGCGAUCUCCGUAGAUUAUCUUUUGUUGCGUCACAUUUUAGCUACCGUCGCAUUAGAGUGUUGUCUGCGUUGCUGAUAACAGCGAAGGUUGUAUUUUAUCAACCAAGAUAUAGAUUGACCCGAAUCGAAACACAUUUGACGGUAAUAUAACAAAUGGAAUCUUACCUCUCUUUCGGAAGUAACAGUUUUAGUUGUAUAAGAAAGGUUCUAAUGUUCGAAAAAUGCAUGCGGUCGAUUUGAGAAUAAGAUCCCGUACGAGAGUAAGACGGAAUGAGAAAACGAUAAAAUAAAACAAAAAACACUUGGAAGU
Molecule: messenger RNA, 2097 nt
Organism: Anopheles nili
Lineage: Eukaryota; Metazoa; Arthropoda; Insecta; Diptera; Culicidae
Gene: Ref1
Product: THO complex subunit 4
Exons: 4
Coding region: 215-1009 (264 amino acids)
Biological process (GO): mRNA export from nucleus
Cellular component (GO): nucleus
Molecular function (GO): mRNA binding
Source: RefSeq, a predicted model, not a curated record